ACAUUAGCGAUCCAACAAUAGUUUAGCUGGUGAUCUAACUAAAAUUAUCAUCAUAUGUUGCUAUAUAUACAUAUAUUAUUUUUUCAGAAAGAAAAGAUUGAAACUCACCUUGUUUCUGUUUAUGCCAAAACUAAUUAGGAAGUUUAGAUCCUCUGACAAGAUCAGGAUAUCAUAAAAAUAGAAGAACGGAAAACUUAACAAGGCUGCAGAAAAGAUGAGAAUAGAAUGAAAAAUAAUUAAGAUAGCCUUCGAAAUACUACUGAAUAACUUUAUGCAAUGGAAAUCCAAGAAUCAACUCUGAUUUGUUUCUCUUUCCCUUUAUUUUCUUUAGCCCUUUGAGAUACAACAUUUAUAAGCUUCAGUUCACCCAUACUUUGGUCACAAAACCUUUCAGCAUGCAAAAUAAUGAGAAACUACAACUACAUAGUUGCUGAUAGUGAACUUCAACUUCAGCAGCUGCCUCCAUCAUAACAUUGGAACAGGCAAACAUUUUCUUUUUGGAUAGAGCUUUAAUUUAAUUUAAACUUCUCCCUCCAGAAAAUAACCCAGUUUGAUUCAUCAGACCUUCCUGUUUUGGUAGAUUGUCAAAAGAUGAAUACAGUUACUGAUUUGAAAUAACAUUUUUUUGACCAUGGCUGUUUAAUUCUUUUUACCCGUCUAUGCAUCUUAGAAUCUGAACUACUUAACCAUUAUCUCCUUCGCAUUAAUAAUCCCUCUGGCUCUCAAUUUUAAAUAUGAAAAAGGUCAAAGACCAGAAGAUUGUUGUGGUAGAGUCUCUACUAGCAGCUAUUUCAGAGAUCAUGUCAUCAGUAGCUUCUGUGGAGAUUGAACAUCAAACUUUCAUGGAAUUGGGAUGCUAUCUCCAUCGCAUUUCUCCUGUAAUUAUGGAGUUUCGGACAAUCGAAAAUGGCUCUCCGAGUGCCUUACAAAUUCUACAAUCUUUAUCUGCUAAAGUCAAGCUUGCAAAUAAUCUUGUAGCAAAAUGCAGCACAGGAGCUAAGUCAAUUAGGGAUGAUGAUCUUAAAUUCAUCACUGAAGAGCUGGAAGAAGUUAUAAGAAAGCUCGGGCAGGAUCUUAGCACCAUACCGUUGCCUACUUUUCAGAAUAAGAAGUAUGCUGAAAUCACAGUUCAAUCACUUUCAAGAGAGAUGAAAAAUGUUUGUUUCCACAUAAAUGGAACUGGAAACUGCAUUACAGAAGAACACAAGUUAGAAAAUUCAUCUGUAGAACAAUUGGUGAAGAGAAAAGAUGCAGACCUAGUUCCAAGUUCUGAUGAGAAGAAUAAAUUACACAGUACAUGGAGUGGGUAUAUGCCACGUCUGGGAGAUUUUCUUGAAGGCAUGGAUUAUGAUGCAUGGAAAUAUGCUAGCGGAUCGAUUGAGACACUAUCACAAAUAGCAGAAUAUAGUGAGCCACUAUAUGAUACAUUCUUUUGCCCAAUAACAAAGAGAAUCAUGGAUGAUCCUGUCACAAUUGAAAGUGGCAUAACAUUUGAAAGAAAGGCGAUAGCCGAGUGGUUUGGGAGGUUUAAAGAUGUUUCAGAGACAAUCACUUGUCCAGCAACAGGUAUUAAACUGCAAAGCAGAGUUUUAAAUAGCAAUAAAGCAUUAAGGACCAUAAUAGCUGAAUGGAAAAGAAGAAAUGAAGUGAAGAGAAUCAAGGUUGCUCAUAAUGUUCUAUUAUUAGACAAAUCAGAGGCCAUGGUACUGGAUGCAAUAAGAGACCUAAACAUCUUGAGCCAAAAAAGAGGAUACAACAGGGAGGAGAUGCACAACCUAGGAAUUACAAAGCUACUCACAAGCUUUCUAGAACAUAAAAACAUGAUGGUGUGGACUGAAGCUUUGAAACUUCUACGCUUACUUGUGGAGGACGAAGAGGGAAAGGUUAUAGUUGCAAAUACCAAUGCCCUUGAAAGAACAACUGAGAUGCUAUCAAGCAAUAAUGCUUCAGUAAGGCAUGAAUCAAUAGCAUUCUUAUUGGAACUUUCAGAAACUGAAACUUUGCUGGAAAAUAUUGGAUCUACUGCUGGUUGCAUCCUGACACUCACUACCAUGAAGUAUAACGAGUCCGCUGGUUCUUUAGCUGUGGAGAAAGCAGAAAAAAUUCUCAAGAACUUGGAGAAGUAUCCGAGGAACAUCAAAUCCAUGGCAGAGUAUGGAUACUUGGAACCCCUUCUGGACCAUCUCGUUUCAGGCACAGAAGAGGUGCAGAUAGAGAUGGCAAGUUACCUCAGUGAACUAAUUCUUGAACAUGACAUGAAAACCUAUGUCGCAGAGAAGGCCUCCAAGGUCUUAAUAAAGAUGGUCACCACCACACAUACCAUUAUUACACAGAGAGCAGCAUUCGGAGCUCUUGUCCAGAUCUCAUCCCACCCCCUGAACAACCGAAUGCUUGUAAAUGCUGGCAUCAUCCCUAUCCUGAUAGAAGAGAUGUUCACUUGUGGAAUCUACAACACAUACAUAGACUUCAAGGAACAAGCUGCUACAAUCCUUGCAAAUAUAGCCAAAUCUACAACUGACCUAGAGACGAUCCAAGUUGAUAAGCAUGGCCACACCAUUACCUCACAUUACUCCAUCUACAACAUUGCCCACAUGCUGAAAUGUUCCAAAUCAGAUAAGCUCAACAUCAACCUUAUCAAUAUCUUGCUCUACAUGGCCAAAAUCCCCAGACAUAUUGCCACAGUGGUGUCAGUGAUCAAAGAGACUGAAGUGAGCUACACGCUCAUCGAACAGCUAAAUUCCCCGGUGGAAGUGCUCGUCGUUGCUGCAGCGAAGUUACUCACAGAACUGUCAUUUCACAUUGGCCACACAAUAGCAGAAGGUCUCUGCAAGACCCAAGGCCAGCCGGAGGGCCUAAUCAAGAGCUACGACAUCGAUCAAAUCACAAAGAAGCACGCAAUCUCAGUAAAUCUAAUUGCGAAGCUGCCGCACAAGAAUUUGACACUCAAUCUGUCUCUGCUCCAUCAAGGCACAGUGCCUGCAAUUAUAAGCAGAAUGCAUGGGAUCCUGAGAGGUGAAACCAGAACAACGAGGUACACGAGGUGCUACCUCGAGGGGUUAGUGGGCGUGCUAGUGAGGUUUACAGCCACUCUUUUUGACCAGGAGAUCCUUCAAAUGGCUCGAGGACAGAACUUGACAUCAGUGUUCACAGAGUUGCUGGUUAGGACAGGGGGGAGCAAUGAAGUGCAGAGGCUAGCAGCAGCGGGACUUGAGAACCUCUCUUCCCAGUCUGUUCAUCUCUCAAGGCCACCAGAGGUGCUGAUCCCCAGCAGGAGGAGGUUCUUGUCAAAAAGCUUCAGCUCGAGUUCACAGGAGGCAAAGAAAUCACAGAGGGUUCAGCUAUGUCUGGUGCACAAGGGUGUCUGCUCCUCCUCCACCACCUUCUGUCUACUGGAGUCCGGAGCUGUGGAACGGCUGCUGGGCUGCCUGGAACAGAAAAACCCAGAGGUGGUGGAGGCAGCACUAUCGGCCAUUAGCACACUGUUGGAUGAGAGAGUCGAUGUGGAGGAGGGUGUGAGGGUGCUGGGUGAGGGUGAUGCACUGAGCUUUGUGCUGGGGGCCCUGCGGGAGCACAGGGAGGAAGGUGUGCGGCAGAAGUGUUUCUCGGUGAUCGAGAGAUUCUUGAUGAGUGGUGGAGAUAGUAUUGUAGGAGAGAUCGCCGAUGACCGGAUGGUGCGCGCUGCACUAGUGACUGCUGUUCAUAAAGGGAGUGGCAGCACCAAGACGAUGGCUGAGAACAUACUGAGGUAUCUGAACAAUAUACCCCCACUGAGCUAGAAAUAUGGCCAUUAGAAUUGAUUGUCUUAGAACUAUACAAACCAUACGUAAGGCUGGAAACUUGGAGCUGUGCAUCAGUGACAGUUUUACUUUC
Messenger RNA from Musa acuminata subsp. malaccensis (wild Malaysian banana), 3870 nucleotides. Its product is annotated as putative U-box domain-containing protein 42. Gene Ontology annotation, molecular function: protein binding; ubiquitin-protein transferase activity. Gene Ontology annotation, biological process: protein ubiquitination. Lineage: Eukaryota; Viridiplantae; Streptophyta; Magnoliopsida; Zingiberales; Musaceae. The record is from RefSeq and is a predicted model, not a curated record.